UCCAGGCUGUAUGGUAUGUGGGCUGGUCACAUAUCCCCAUGUGGUCCCGACAUCAUUGACAUGGCGGAAUCCCCCUCCAAGCCCUUCUGGUAGUUAUUCCAGCUAACUCGCUAGCGAAGCUAGGCGGGGAUUUACCGGACUGCUUCCUUGAUUGCCUCCCUCCCUGGGAAGAACAAGCCCGGCUCUUCUCUUGGGUACCCCGUUUCCAGCACAAGGAGGCCCGCCGAGGAAAAUUCUCCAUGAAUGUACGUCACAAUGAUGAUGACCGACCAAAUCCCACUGGAAUUGUCAUCAUUGCUGAAUGGAGAGGUAGCAAUGUUGCCUCACUUAGUCAAUGGAGAUGGAACUCAGCAGGUCAUUUUUGUUCAAGUUAAUCCAGGUGAAACUUUUACAAUAAGAGGUGAAGAUGGAACGCUUCAGUGCAUUCAAGGACCCGCAGAAGUUCCCAUGAUGUCACCCAAUGGAUCCAUUCCUCCUAUACAUGUGCCUCCAGGUUAUAUAUCACAGGUAAUAGAAGACAACACGGGUGUUCGCCGGGUGGUGGUCACCCCCCAGUCUCCAGAGUGCUAUCCUCCGAGCUAUCCCUCCGCCAUUUCACCAACCCACCACUUACCUCCGUACCUUGCGCAUCAUCCGCAUUUCAUUCCAAACUCCCAUGCGGCUUUCUACCCGCCUGUCACUGGGCCCGGGGACAUGCCACCGCAAUUCUUUCCUCAGCAUCAUCUUCCCCAUACAAUCUAUGGAGAACAAGAAAUUAUACCACUAUAUGGAAUGUCCAGCUACAUCACCCGGGAAGACCAGUACAGCAAGCCCCAGCGCACAAAAAUCAAAGACAGACAGAUUGAUCGCCAGAACCGUUUGAACAGCCCUCCGUCGUCCAUCUACAAGAGCCAUCUGGGAAGCUGUGCGACUGUGUACAAUGGUACAGUCAAGACUCACAACGGAGCUGCAAAUGGGGGAGGCGGAGGAGCCCCUGCAGUGAAAAAGAUGGAACGCAGAGCAAGAAGCAGCCCCAAAGCGAACGAGCAGGAUAUACAUGUGGUGAUGACUCAUGUCAAUGGGGUCCAGCAUGUCAGCAUUACAGACAAAGAAUGUGACUCGGAAACAAAAAGGGUUCAAGACGUUCUUUCUGGGAUCGAGAAGCCGCAGGUUUCAAAUAUCCAGGCAAGAACGGUCGUGCUCACUUGGUCUCCUCCAAACGGCCUUUUAAGUGGGGAUAGACACAGCAACAGUUUGCCUUACACGUGUACUUACGAAGUUGCCUUAUCAGACAAAGGGAGAGAUGGAAAGUACAAAAUGAUUUACAGUGGCGAAGAGUUGGAAUACAAACUGAAAGACCUUAGGCCAGCAACAGAAUAUCAUGUCAGGGUUUACGCCAUGUACAAUUCAGUCAAGGGAUCCUGUUCAGAGCCGGUUAGCUUCACUACUCACAGCUGUGCCCCGGAAUGCCCUUUCCCACCCAAACCUUCCCACAGGACCAAAAAUUCCCUAACUCUUCAGUGGAAGGGCCCUGUUGACAAUGGUUCAAAAAUCACCAGCUACCUUUUAGAGUGGGAUGAGGGGAAAAGAAGCAAUGGUUUCAGAGAAUGUUACUUUGGGAGCCAAAAACAUUACAAGGUGACGAAACUCUGUCCAGCUGUGGGCUACACAUUCCGAGUAGCAGCUCAGAACGACAUAGGCACUAGUGGCUUUAGCCAAGAAGUGGUAUGCUACACAUCAGGGAAUAUUCCUCAGACCCCUUCUCCACCGAAACUUGUUCGUGCUGGAGUCACAUGGAUCACUCUGCAGUGGAAUAAAGCAGAAGGCUGCACACCAGAAGAAGUCAUUAGCUACACCCUGGAGAUUCAAGAGGAUGAAAAUGAUAGUGUGUUUCACUCAAAGUACACUGGAGAAGACCGAACCUGUACUGUGAAAAAUCUCAAAAGAAGCACACAAUAUAAAUUCAGGCUCACUGCCUCCAACGCAGAAGGGAAGAGCAGUCCCAGUGACAUCUUGGUCUGUACAACAAGUCCUGACAGGCCAGGGCCUCCCACCAGGCCUGUUGUUAAAGGGCCAAUAACGUCUCACGGCUUCAGUGUCAAAUGGGAUCCUCCUCAGGACAAUGGUGGCUCAGAAAUCCUAAAUUAUCUGUUAGAAAUUUCAGAAGGAAACUCUGAAGCAAAUCAAUGGGAAGUGGCAUUUAGAGGAUCGGCUACAGAAUGUACGUGCACACGCUUGAAACCAGGCACUUUGUAUAAGCUCCGGGCAUGCUGUAUUAGCACUGGUGGACAUAGUCAGUGUUCUGAAAGUUUACUUGCUCGUACGUUAAGCAUAGCACCGCGCCAGUGUCAACCACCCCGAGUGUUGGGGAAACCAAAGCAUAAAGAAGUACAGCUUCAGUGGGAUGCACCCCCUGUGUCAGAAAGCAGCUGUCACAUCUCGGCAUACAGUGUAGAAAUGACUGGACCAGAGGAGGUGGUUUCUGAGGUCUAUGAUGGUCCAGACCUUGAGUGCACUGUCAGCAACCUCCUGCCUGGCACAACAUAUCACUUCAGAGUGAGAGCAUUGAAUGAUGGAGGGUAUGGACCAUAUUCUGAAGUGACAGAAGUCACAACCACUGCUGGACCUCCAGGGCAAUGCCGAGCACCUUGCCUUGCCUUCCUUUCCAACACAAGUGUGCUUGUCAGCUGGGAAAGUCCCGAGAGCUUUGGUGCUGACAUCUCAGAGUACAGACUGGAGUGGGGAGAAGAUGAGGAAUCUCUGGAACUGGUAUAUAGUGGCACAAGCAACUCAUUCGAGAUAGGUCCAUUGUUAGCUGCAGCGCACUAUGUCUGUAGACUACAGGCGAUAAACCAUGCAGGAGCAGGACCUUACAGUGACCUCGUCACCUGCCGAGCCCCGGCAUCUGUGCCUGAUGCUGUAGCCACCCUCUACGUGACAGACGAUGAGCACUUAGAUGCCUAUCCACUGUCACCCUCUGUGUGCCUUGUCCUGAACUGGGAAGAACCGUGCAAUAAUGGGUCUGAGAUCAUUUCUUACAAUAUUGACCUUGGCGAUAUUACCAUCCCAGUGGGUAACGUCACGAGUUACGUUAUUGAUGACCUGCUUCCAGAAACCAUGUUCCGGAUCCGGAUUCAGGCUGUCAAUGCGAUUGGAGCUGGACCUUUCAGCCACUUCAUUAAGGCAAAGACCAGGCCACUGCCACCCUUACCUCCACGGCUCGAGUGUACUGCAGCAGGUCCUCAGAGCCUGAAGCUGAAAUGGGGUGAGAGUAGCUCCAAGCAGCACGCCACUGAUGACAUGGUGUACAUCUUACAGAUAGAAGACAGGAACAAAAGGUUUAUUCCAAUUUAUAGGGGACCAAGUCACACUUACAAGGUACAACGGCUGAUGGAAUUUACCUGCUACGCAUUUAGAAUACAAGCUGUAAACGAUGCCGGGGAAGGACCUUUCUCAGAAGUGUUCACCUUCAGCACAACCAAAUCUAUUCCCCCCGUCAUCAAAGCACCUCGAGUGAGACAGUUAGAAGGAAACGCCUGUGAAAUUACGUGGGAAACAGUAUCCCCGAUGAAAGGAGACCCUGUCAGUUAUGUUCUGCAGAUCCUGGUCGGAAGAGAAUCGGAAUACAAACAGGUAUACAAGGGAGAAGAGACGGUGUUCCAAAUCUCAGGCCUUCAGACUAACACAGACUACCGAUUCCGUGUGUGUGUUUGCCGCCGGUGCUUGGAUACCUCACAAGAACUUAGCGGACCUUUCAGCCCAUCUGUUGCCUUUCUGCUUCAGCGGAGUGAGCUCAUGCUUACAGGGGAAAUGGGAAGGAUAGACGAUCCCAAGACGAAAAGUAUGAUGCCUUCUGACGAACAGUUUGCAGCCCUCAUUGUCCUCGGCUUUGCAACUGUCUCCAUAUUGUUUGCCUUCAUACUGCAGCAUUUGUUUAUGAAGUAAAAAUGUCCGACACAAGGGUCUGAGGUAUCGUUUUAUCUAAUGCUACGCAUUAUAAUCUACAUGUUUUAAUUCAGAUAUUCCUCUUUAUUUUCAUUUUCAAUUUUAUUUUUCCAGUACAUUUUAUACAUUUUUCCUAGGGUUAGGUAGGGGCAGGGGACAAUCCUAGACCAUCCUAUCUAGGAAAUAAACAUUGGUGUUUGGAUGCACCUUUUUGAAAUUCAAGACUAGGAAACAUCAACCUUCAGAAAUAUUCAAGCCAGAAACCAAAAGCAAGUAUCCUCCUUUGGUGUGUGUAGUUUCUUUUUUCUUUUUUCUAUUGCAAUCUGUAUUUGAUAAUUUUCCAGGAUUCAGAAUUGUAACCAAUUUGCCUUCAUAUCUUGUUUUUUGCUGAAAUCAUUGCAGUCUUUAAGUUGCAGUUUAUUACACUAGAGUAACCAUUUGCUCUCCGCUCUCCUGCAUCUGCGAGCCUUAAGUACCAGUUUGUAAUAGUGUUGCAGCUAGAGUGCAUUGUUCGGGAAUACACAGUGUUAGACGAACAAUAAUUAUCAAUGUUGCAUAUUAUAGUUACUACAUUUUCCCCUUCCCCCUGCAUUAUUUUUUUCUCCAUGGUAAAAAUAAAAUAAAUUAAAAUCUCAGUUAUGUUUAUCAACUAUAUAUUUAGCACAUUUCAAUCCAAAUAAUUUAUCCCGCAACCUGAAAUCCUUUUUCCAUAAUCUCUUUUUAUUCCAGCUGUUUGCGCACUAUGAACUGCCUGUAUAACGGAUCCGAUAACCAAAUAGCUUUAUAAAUGACAAAGCAUUACAGGUUUUUUACCAUUUCUUUAUUUUAUAGCUGUAAUUUUAAGAGGGCAUUGUGCAAUAGUUACUCCCAUGUCCAGCUGUUUAUUUUUAAAGCUGCUUUUAACUCAUUUGCCUUUGUAUAUAACUUACUCUUAAUCCAAUCACUAGGUAUGAUAUAUUCAUCUUGAUGUUUGUGUUUAGAACUGGUGAAAGCUUGCCGCUUUUGCUGUUUAUAUUAAGUAUUACCUUUGAGAUAAGUAACCUUUCGCAGUCAAUCAGCCACUAAGAGGAAGCAGAACCCAUCUGCUGAAAAAAUGGAGAUUAGUCAUUUGAGGCAUCUUGCAGCUAGACAUUACGGAGCACCAGUGGAGUGGCGUUCACGUUUUUGGUGCACCACUGCAGCCACCCUGCUCUCCUGUCACCUCACCCCACUCACCUGCAAGUGCCACCUCUCCGCUCCCUCCCCCAGGCCCCACUUCCCCGCCACCUCGGCAGCGGCUCCACUAAGCAUACAGUAGCCGCAAGAUGCAGCUAGCUUGCUAAGGUUUACCGGAUGUGUACCUGCAUAAUGACAUAACAGCCCAUCGCAGGCCAUCCCCAAAGCAUGAAGUGAGAAGCAGGGCCUGUGGGGGAGAGGCGGUGGAGGAGAAGCAACCAGUGAGUGGGACUCAGUGGCCUCUUUUCUCAAGUGGGCCUGUUUUCUUGGAACAUGUCAGCCCAAUUGUAGUCAUGCCACUGCAGAGCACAUGUGGCUGCUGCUGGUAUCUCAGCCUUGCAUCUCCUCCUCCUCCUCCUCCUUGUAUCUCUCCUGUAACAUCGAGCAUUUCAAAAUACAUAAUGUGGCACUUGCCAUUUUUUUGUGUGCAUUGCCAUUUUUUUCCAGCCCCAGUCAGCUUCAAUGUCUGCCGCUUGCAAGAGCAGCAAAAUUUAUAUUUUUGUAGUAGUGGACAUUACCAGGGGUGUGGGAAGAAGAGAAGGAAACACAGGGCUGUUGAUUUCAAUGACAGUCAUGUACACUCUGUAAUAUCUACCUCCAGCCUUAAAUUGGUAUUCUGACCACCACAUAUGUGAUCCAUUGCAAAAGCCAGUCCCCUUUUCCCUUCAGAGUUUUGUGUCUGUCCUUACAUCAGUGGCCCCAAACUUGCAUAUUAAUCCAAUCCAUUGAAACCUUUGAUAUUCUUUUUUUUUUUUUAACUUUGAGUCAUUGGAUUAUUUAUAUGAUGUCAACGACGUUUAAGUGCCUCAGGGAUAUCAAUGAGCAGGAGGUGCAUUUCCAAAAGGGUGCAACAGACACAGGGUGCACUCCACUGGGUGCUUCUCCUGCACAUGCUCUGUUGGAAUGAACUGGAACUCCAUCUUUGCACAAUCCCCGUUCAUUUCUGCACAGCACAGGAUAAAAGCUGUUGUGCUGCUCUUGUUUCUUCUAGCAGCGCAUGCGCUGGAGAAAUCCCAGGGAUUUGCACCCCUUACUUUGUAUAUCCCCUGCUUUUCUUUAUAAAAAACAGUUUUGUAUAUUUUUGCUAUUUUGGUUUUUGCUUCCGUCAUGGCUCUUCUUGUCCUCUGUGUUUGCUAUGAUGCAGCGUCCUGUACUAGCCUAUAUUCCCAUAACCAAAGCAAUGGGGAAACCAACAUUAUUUUUGUUUUAGGUUUAUUUAUACUAUAUACUGCAUACAGUACUUUAAAUGCCAAUUACAGUGCAAUCUUAUUAUUUAUUGUAAAAAAUUUAAAAAAAUAAUAAAAAAUGUACUUAUGUACUAAAUUUUUCCCUCCCUUGUAGCAUGUUGUAUCUCUGUUUUUGUUUUAUACGAGCAUAAAAUGUUUUCACCCCUCCCUACAGCAGCAUUCCUAGUAGUAUUAAUCUUCUUACCGUUUCUUGUUGUGUGUAAAAACUGGGAGUGUCUUAGUGCAUUAAAUGCCAAAAAGAAGGAACCCCGCCUGACAGUGGGUACAAUAAUCCAAGCCUCCAAGCUGUGUGAUGGCCGUUCAGUCUGUGGGAUUUGCCUGGCAAGAGAGCUUGUCAGCUUCUGCUCUCAGUCAGUGACUGAAAAGUUUACAUAUAGCCAAAAAAAAUCAUGACCAUCUCUUGGAAGAAAGUGCUAAAAUGGAUGAAUUAUUCUGUGUGCCUCUGUAGAUGUAGCAAAAUAGUGCAAAGGUUCUGUAUUUUAUUACUGACUAUUGUUAGUUUAUACAUUUGCCUUGACAACUAGUGGCAUUGAGCUAAUUCACUGCUUCGUUUAUCUUUCCCUCCUUUGGCCAAAGUUGUGGCUUGUCAAAUGUUUCUAGUACCUUAAAAAAAUUUUUUAAUGUGUGUGUUCUACAGAACUUGGGUAGCCUUUUACAUUUGGAUUUUGAGAGCAUAACAGGUCCAAAAUGAUUAUUUGGUGAAACUGUGUUUUGUUUUGUUUUUAAAUAGAAAGAUAAAUUGUCUUUUAAAAGAAAGAAAAGGAAAAAACACUGCUCCAUCCAGAGAAAGUUAGUUGAGCUUCAUUGAAAUCUGUGGCUAACACGUUGUGUAGCAUAACAUGGGUAUUUCUGAGCCGCCCGCUCUGCUGUGGACUCCCAAGGAACCACCUUGUUUUGCACAAGAGCACGUAUACUUAAAGAUGCAUGCCCACAGUCUGGGAGUGCUACAUGGUUUCUAAUGUAAGAAGGGUUCCCCACUGAGUGCAGGCGUGCUGCUUUAAGUAUUUGUGGUCUUACACAAAAGUGCAAGUGGCUGAUGAUUCCUUAGGAGCCUGCAGCAGCACAGGUGGUUCAGAAACACCCAUGUUACACUGCACAAGAUGUAGGCCAGUGAGAAAAGUAAGCAUGACUCCCUUAACCCCAUCAGUUGCAAUGGCUUUAAGCAUGAAUAGCUUCCUCUGGAUCAAAAGCAGCAAAUUUGGGAAGUCGGUCAUUGGGAAUGCCACAAAUUUGAAAAGACCUCCUUGCCUCCGAACUUUUGGCCUACUGUAGUAGCUUCUCUGUGACAAUAAAAAUAGAAAUAUCUCCUGAAUGCUUCUUAAUUCAGUGGGAGAUUAACUAGUGCAAACUUUCUAAAGCGCUCUCUAAAUCCAAAUUUAUAUAUUUUGCAUCUUUUAAAAAUAUGGAGCAGUUUUACAUAGGGGUGGAUAAAUGUGAUGUUGAGAGAGAUCUGUAACACUUUAUUUUAAUAUAUUUUCUUGAUACUAAUUUGUUAGCCAUUUUUAUUUUCGCUUCAGAGUCCAAUGCCUGUCUCUAAACUGCCAUUCAGGCAAAGAUACAGUUAUCUCAGUAAGACAUCAGUGCUUACCCUGAAUAUGCUGCCACUCAAGUCAUGAGGAUUCAAUAGAAUUCACUUCCAGUCCAGCCAUAAAAUAAAGUGUUACACGUUCAAACCAUUCCUGUUUCUACUUCUGUAACCAGCAGACACAAUAGUUUCAUUGAUUAUUUUGUAUUUUCAUGUAUGUCUUUUCUGACCCUACUAAUGUCAGCUCAGCAGUGUACAACCAACUAUACCCUCCUCCCCUGCUCCCUAAAAACUCCUGUAGGCUCUAAAGAAAAUGUAAAAAUAGAAAGUGGGAAGAGUAUUUUAAGAAACUAUUUAAAAGGAGAAGAAACCUUUUUUAUAUUAUAUCUGCCUUUGUCCUUUAUGAACUUGAAAUGUUGUAGUUUUCUAAUCCUGUUUUGUCAGCAACAUUCAAUCAAUAUUCACAGUAUUCAUGGAAAAGUGCCCUAAACUGAGUAUUUCUGAACAUUAUCCUUGCACAAUUGGGGGGGGGUGUUUUUUCUUUACCUCACUUAUAGGACAUACAUUCCAAGCUUUCAACUUUGAGAGAAGUAAUCAUACGUUUUCUUGCAUUGUAAAUUUUAACUAUUUCAUAUGCAUUGUAUUAAAACUGCCAUAUCAAUUUUAAUGUAUAGAUUUUUGCAAAUAUUACGCUAUGUAUGUAUGACUUAACUGUAUCUGUAGUGUAUAUGUAAUAUAUUUAUGCCCAAUAAAUGUUUAAUUCUUUCUUGA
Hemicordylus capensis (graceful crag lizard) is the source of this 8682-nucleotide messenger RNA. RefSeq names its product fibronectin type III domain containing 3B (gene FNDC3B). Gene Ontology annotation, molecular function: protein binding. The coding region runs from base 244 to 3924 and encodes 1226 amino acids. NCBI's taxonomy places the organism in Eukaryota, Metazoa, Chordata, Lepidosauria, Squamata, Cordylidae. The transcript has 27 exons. The record is from RefSeq and is a predicted model, not a curated record.